AUGGACGGCAAGUCGACCGCCGCCGUCGAGGAGCACUACAGCCUGCGCUGGAACAACCACCCGGCGCACCUGCUGCGCUCCUUCGAAGCGCUCCUCCACGCCGAGACGCUCGUCGAUGUCACCCUCGUCUGCUCCGAACGGCGAGUUCGCGCUCACAAGGUUCUACUUGGCGCGUGCAGCCCGCUCUUCCGGAGGAUAUUCAGCGAGAAUCCGUGCAAGCACCCUGUGAUAGUGCUCAAGGACUUUCAAGGAUGGGAGGUACAGGCCGUGGUGGACUUCAUGUACCGCGGAGAGGUGUCAGUGGCGCAAGAGCAACUGGGCACUGUGAUAAGGGCGGGAGAAUCGCUGCAAGUGCGUGGACUAGCCGACCAGGAAGGGGAGAGAAUGCGGUCGCCGCCACCAACUCCUCCGGCGAGGAGUCCAGCGAGAGCGACACCGGCGCCUUCGCCACCCGCCAGCCCUGUGAGCCCUCAACCACGACGCAAGCAAGCACGACCGCGACGCCGCUCUGGCGAGUCUGAUACACCGGAAAAUCUGUCGAUGCGACGAUCACCUAGUGGUCUGAAAGCGGUGCGACUAGCGCGGCCGCGAUCUCCAUCGACUCACAAACAAGAGCCCGAGGAACAAGAGGCAGACCUUCCACCACCACCACGGAUGUUUCCGCCGCAUCAGGACAUGUUUCCCCCCGUGCCGCCGGCAGCAGUCUCCGCACUCUCCCUUACACCACCACACAUGUUCGGCAUUGAUUCGCCACUGGGCUUGUUCCCGCCUGGCAUGGAGCAUAAGAUGUACCCGCUGAUGGACGUGGAGCACCGCGGGCCGCCGCUCGACGCUCAGCUAUUCACCAACGUCAAGAAGAAAUGGCGACCGAAAGGGCAGCAUAGCGCUCCACGCGGCGGUCCACCACGAUCCUGGACUAACGCCGAGCUGACAGAGGCUCUCCAACACGUCUGGAACAAAAAGAUGACCACAAGCCAAGCAUCAAGAAUCUUCGGUAUCCCUUACAACUCACUUCUAAUGUACGUGCGCGGUAAAUACGGGAAGAGCCUAAAACUAGAGCAGCUGAGGAAAGAUUGUAUCGGCGGACCGCUGGAUAUGUUAACUCUAAACUCCGGAAACAACAACAAUAACCACCCUCCCAACAAGCACCACGAUAAGGACGACCAGCAUCAGAACACAAGCCAAAGACCAGCGAGUUCGGAGCCCGAUAUCACCUCGAAUCCAAUGUUCAAUCCGUUCCAGCAGGGCUUCUACCCGGAGUUCCCACCCGGGUUCCCGAUGCCGUUGAACAUGCUUCAUCUACUACCGCCGAAUGACAAAGCCAGGGAUCUUUACCAGUCGAUGCCGAUGGCGUUAGAUUCAUUAUCAGGGGUUACGAAGGAGGAAGAUUGUAAAAGCGACAGGUCAAAAGAGAAUUCUGCGGACGAAGAGGGGGAAUCUUACCGCACGCCCGCGCACCCUUCGCAUCCGCCCGACAACCGCACCCUUCUCCAUCACAACGGUCAAGACUAA
Molecule: messenger RNA, 1512 nt
Organism: Parnassius apollo (apollo)
Lineage: Eukaryota; Metazoa; Arthropoda; Insecta; Lepidoptera; Papilionidae
Source: the annotation of a GenBank genome assembly